Molecule: messenger RNA, 1719 nt
Organism: Melitaea cinxia (Glanville fritillary)
Lineage: Eukaryota; Metazoa; Arthropoda; Insecta; Lepidoptera; Nymphalidae
Product: dynein intermediate chain 3, ciliary-like
Exons: 1
Coding region: 1-1719 (572 amino acids)
Biological process (GO): cilium movement; outer dynein arm assembly
Cellular component (GO): outer dynein arm
Molecular function (GO): dynein heavy chain binding; dynein light chain binding
Source: RefSeq, a predicted model, not a curated record
AUGGGAGGUUAUUCAAAAUCUACGUAUGAAUAUACAAAACUACGAAAAAACUUUGGUAGACAACCGUUGUUUCAAAAUGUUCCUGCUCAUAUAAUAGAUACGAUAAACCCGGAUUAUGAACUUCAGAAGCAGUACACACUUCGUAAUCCCGUACACCAACAAAUACAGGCCACUUUGCCACAAACGGACCAUGAAAGUAACACAAAGAAAAUAGUGAAGCACGAGCAAGGUAUAAAUCAUACCGAAGGUGGCUGGCCACGUGAUGUUCAUCUUUAUAAUGAGGAACACAUAUUGCGACACCGUCGUCGUAUACAACACGAUGAAAGCUAUGUGCAUUCGGUUUUAAAUUUAAAACCUUCUUUAGAGCAUUUAAUAGAUCAAAAUAACGCAAUUGAUAUGUACCAAUCGUAUUUUACUAAUAUACAUCCUCAAGCUUCCGUUGAAAAGUACAAUGUACAAAUUUCUAAUGAAUUUCGUGAUCCUUAUCAUCGACCAAUAUCAUGCAUUGCUUGGACUAAUGAGAGAAACUCGAAGCUUAUCACAUCUUACUGUGACAAAAUAUAUUCAAUAGAGUCAGAUACAAACCCACAGAACGUCUGUUAUAUUUGGGAUGUUAACAGGCAAACCUCACCUGUAUACCAGUUUUCUCCUGAAAACGGUUGUUGGCAAGUUACAGGAUCGCCUGUAAGACCUGAAAUAAUAGUCGCAGGACUUGAAAAUGGUAUUUUCAACAUUUUUGAUACCCGAAUGGGAUCAAAGCCGGUAUGUAGCAGCUCUAUAUACAAUUCUCACUUUGGACCCAUCACUGCCUUACUUUACACCCAUACACGUACUAAUACAGAGUUUUUCACCGGCUCUCUUGACGGUCAAUGUUUAUGGUGGGACGAAAGAAAUAUUUCUCAACCUAUUGAUAAGCUCCCAAUGUCCGUCAGAUUUUCAACUAAGGCUGAACCAAAUUUAACUAACUCUGAAGGUGUAAGUUCUCUUCAAUUUGACAAAGGCCUGCCUACUAAGUUUCUAUGUGGCACGGAAUCUGGAUUAGUUAUCAAUGCAAACCGUAUGGGACGAAGUCAUUCGGAGAUAUUAACCUCAUAUUGGGAAGCACACACAGGACCAGUUAGAGCUGUGCAUCGCAGUCCGUGUACGCUAAGAAUGUUUAUAACGUGCGGUGAUUCGACUGUUAAAGUAUGGAGCGAAGAAGUUCGGACAGCUUCCAUUAUAUUUACAAAACCUUAUCGUCAACAAAUUACUGAUGUGUCUUGGGCGCCUUUGAGAUAUUCUUGUUACAUGGUUGUUUCUGCAGGUGGUGUAUUUUACUACUGGGACCUUCUUAGAAAAUUCGAUCAACCUGUUGCAAGUCUCAAUAUAUCUAAUCAUGGUCUCACUAAAGUGGUACCUCACUUAGAAGGCGAGUCAAUAGCUGUUGGUGACAAUUAUGGAUCAUUAUUUUUAUUGCAUUUAUCAGAGAAUAUGAUUUUCCCUGGUCCCAAUGACAAACAGUUCAUGCAUCAAGUAUAUGAUCGAGAAACUAGAAGAGAACAUAUUUUAGACGCACGUUUAAAGGAACUCCGAUUAAAAACGCGUACAGAACCUACAACUGAUGCUACCGAUGAUAAUACAGAUACUGAAAAUUUUGAUGUAGAAAAAGAAACAGAAGACUAUUUUAAAAUAGUCAAAGAAGAAAUAAGUCUUAUGGGUGGAGUUUUUACAACAUCUUAG